Messenger RNA from Myxocyprinus asiaticus (Chinese sucker), 3002 nucleotides. Its product is annotated as ly6/PLAUR domain-containing protein 6-like. Gene Ontology annotation, biological process: positive regulation of canonical Wnt signaling pathway. The record is from RefSeq and is a predicted model, not a curated record. Gene Ontology annotation, molecular function: acetylcholine receptor inhibitor activity. NCBI's taxonomy places the organism in Eukaryota, Metazoa, Chordata, Actinopteri, Cypriniformes, Catostomidae. The transcript has 5 exons. Bases 186 to 707 code for a protein of 173 amino acids.
CAGAGGGAUUCAGCUCUGACGUGUCUUCAGAAGAACUGAACUGAGACUAGUGAUAUACAAGACUCUUUUCGGUCUUUGCCACACAAGGAUAAAUCUGCCGUUAUAAAGUUUGACCACAGUCGUUUGAGUCGUUUUCGGUGCUUUGUUGGAUCUGGAUACUUGCACAUGUGAGUUUUCCUCCAGCAAUGGAACCCUGGCCUAUCAUGGCCUGGGGCCUAAUGCUGACCGCCAUCAAUGGCUGGAUAAAAAUUUCUCAAUCAAGAGACUUUACUGAAAAAGACAUUAUUUUCCUUCAUCCCUCAACGACUCCAUAUCCAGGUGGAUUUAAAUGCUUUACUUGUGAAGAUGCACCUGACAACUAUGAGUGCAAUCGCUGGGCUCCAGAUCUAUACUGUCCAAAAGAGAGUAGAUAUUGCUACACACAUCAUAAGAUGAGCUGGAAUGGGACCACAGUGACAGUGAAAAAGCGUUGUGUGGCACUGGAAGACUGUCUUGCAACAGGGUGUACAGAGAUAGACUAUGAAGGAAACAAGGUGUGCACAGCCUGUUGUGAAGGGAACAUCUGUAACAUGCCCCUCCCACGAAAUGAGACUGACGCCAUCUUUGCCACCACAUCCCCCAUUAAUGAGAGCAUACGACCGGCACAGAGUCAUAUGCUGCUGCUUUCUGUCUGUAUCAUCAGCCUGAUGCUCCACAGUAUUAACUGAGAGAGUCACCCAUAGUGGAAUAAACCUUAAUGGCAUUAGCUUUGUAAAUCAUUUGAGGACAGCUGACUUGUUGAGGACAGCUGUGGGCUUCACUUUUCUUAAAAUUUAAAUGAAAGUGUUAAUUGUUUGACUUAAGAAAAAAAAUUCAUGAUUCCCACACUAAUACCCAUCCAUUUUCUAUAUCCGCUUAUCCUAUGUAGGGUCGCAGGGAUGGCUGGAGCCUAUCCCAGCUACCUCAUGUCGAAGACAGAGAAACACCCUGGACAGGUGGCCAGACCAUCGCAGGGUUUACAUAAACAGACAAGCACAUUUACACUCUUAAUCACACCUUUGGGCAAUUUACAGUUUUAAGUUUACUUAACCUGCAUGUUUUUGGACUGUGGGGGAAACUGGCACACCCAGAGAAUGCAAAAAUGCAAACUCCACACAGGAAGCAGAAAGAGCGGGACUUGGGCCUUCUUGCUGUGAGGCAACAGUGCUAGCCUACACUAAUUUAUACUAUAAAAAAUAUAUAGUCCACGACAGGGACUUAAAACAAAGUGUUUUUCAUUUUGGUUUGUUCUGAGCAGUAACUGUAUUUUUUCAUUUAUGUUUUCAGGCAACAAAAAGCAUUGUAAUUCCAAAAAUGUAUUUUUUGAUCUUUGGUUUCAUUCAAAAAAAAAGACGGAACGAACCUAACCGGUUAUUAACCAUAUACCAGCAUUUAAAAAAAAAAUAAUAAUAAUAAUUCUGAAACAACUGGACUUCAUUUCUGUUUUCAGUUACGUUCCUGCAAAAAUGUCGUUCUUAUUGUUUUUUGUUUUCGUUCCUUGAACCGUUUUUUGAUCCCUGGUCCGAGAUGCAGUACUGUAGGACUGCUUUACAACCAGGUUCAAAAAUCUGUUUUUGGAGCCAUUUCCUUUAGCCUGUGUGGACUUGUCUAUUGGGCUCUGAGUUUUACCAUGACACAGGACAAGCAGAGUUGAGGUGGGAGGUGGGGUAUUUAUGGCAAACCUGAAACAAAACUGCACAAUUUUGUCUUUAAUCAAUGUGAGUUGUGUUUUUUACAUUUGUAUAGAUAUAUUUAUUUUUUUAUUCAUUUUUUGUAGGAGGCUGAGCAUAAAUGUAGAAGUCAAACUAAUUUUCCAUCCAAACCAGGUAACUCCUCUCAUAAUUGUUGUCGUAGAGUAUUUUGGUCAACAUGGGAAAAGGGCCUGGCACCUAAGAAACAAGCUCAGCGAUUCAUCUAGAAAUAGUACUUAAAACAAGUACUUCCUCACUCCUAUAAAAAGAAUAUUUUGUUUUAGUUUUUGCACUCUUAUGUGUUCUUUAUGGCAACACAUAUUCUUAAAGCACUUUUGUACAUAUUUUUGUCAUGUGGUUGCAUAGUGACUUUUGAAGUUUUUCUAAUGACUUAUUAAUUCUUCAUUAGUAUUGAGCCUCCACAAUAUAGUCUACAGUGAAGGGCUUUAUUAUUAUGUAUGUUCCUUAAACACAUUUGCCAGUCUAUUGUUCUGUACUGUAACAUUUCCUUAUAAUGAUUCUUGGCUGACAGUGUAAUCAGCAAAAAAAAAAAAAAAAACAAAUGUUGAAUUUGCAGCUACAGUGUUAUUUUAUUCAGACUUUAUGAUUUAUUUAGGCUAUCUGCCCAGUUGUGAAUGAAGCUAUUUCCUGUCUUUGUCUUCUGUUGAGAUAUGAAAACUAUUGUGGCAUUCACUGAAAUCAGUUUGUUACACCUUAGUAUAAAUAAAGGGCAUGGUGAACACAGAAGGGCUAAAGAAUCUACUUUGUAUUUACUCAGGUAAUAAUGGACCAACCAGUGCCAGUUAACUAAUGAACAGAACAUUUUUAACCUGAGUAAACCCAGCCAAACUUUAUGAAGGUUAACUGAGGUUAACCGCAUAAAACUUGUCUCAGAAUGUGCUGAUUUAAAUUUCAGCUCUCCUCUGCUCAGAUUUUUAAGAUUAUGUAUAUAAAAAAGUUUUCAUCAGUUUUACUCUCAUCUCAACUAUAACAAAAUAAUAAUAAUAAUAUAAUUUAUAGUAAGUUUGCAUGAUUUUUUUCUAUUCACAAAAAUGGGACCGCUGCAUGCCAACAUGUGCCAAGGCUUGUUGUAAAUGCUUUUUUGUAAUAUUCCUGUGUAUUCUUGUGUAAAUAAUUUUGGAUAUGCUUUGUAAUGUUAAUCUGAGGAUGUUUUAAAUCAAUCCUGGUGUAAUUUUGUAACACCUGUGGUCAUUUCUUACUGUUGUAAUGAAUUAAAUUUAAAUCAAGAACGUUUUCCGUUGCAUUGCUUACUGAUAAUAAAAAUUAAUCUUG